Prorocentrum cordatum is the source of this 1347-nucleotide messenger RNA. The record is from the annotation of a GenBank genome assembly. NCBI's taxonomy places the organism in Eukaryota, Dinophyceae, Prorocentrales, Prorocentraceae.
AUGGCGGCAGUGGUGGACAAGUGGGAUGUGAAGCAGAUGGAGUCCGGAGACAAGGCGUGGUCGCAGCGGACAGGCCCAGAGAAGGCUCUCUUCGUGACCAUCCAGGUGCUAAAGGUGGUGACGGCGGUGGGGCUUCUCUACAUCUUCCUCAUCUCCCUCAGCAUGAUGGGCGACGCGUUUACCGUCAUCGGUGGCCCCACCGCCGGCGCGGUCUUCCGGAACAACGCCAUCUUCGACAACCCGUUCGCGGGUUGCUCCCUCGGGAUCCUGGCGACAGUGCUGGUGCAGUCAUCGUCGACCAGCACCUCCAUCAUCAUCACGAUGACCGCGGCAGGCCUGAUCGAUCCCAAGAACGCCGUUUACAUGAUCAUGGGGGCGAACAUCGGCACAUCCGUCACCAACACAAUCGUCAGCAUGUCCCACAUGGGCGACGUGGACCAGUACCGCCGGGCGUUUGCGGGCGCAACGGUGCACGAUUGCUUCAACCUGCUGACAGUGUCCAUCUUGCUCCCGCUCGAGUACUUCACCCACAUGCUCUACCACAUCGGCAGCGCCCUUGUCGAGUCCGCUGGCAUCGAGGAGGACCAGGAGGCGAAGGAGAAGGUCGACUUUAUCAAGGUGCUCACGAAGCCCGUCACCUCUCGCCUGAUAUCUGUGGACAAGAAGCUGGUGACCAAGGUCGCGCAGGCGAGCGACCAGGACAAGCUGGACGACCUGCUGGCACAGUCGAUCAUCCAGAACAAGCGCACCCAGGACAACCAUAUGUUCCUGGACACCCCCCUGAGUGACGAGGGGGCUGGGUGGCUGCUGCUGGUCAUCUCCCUGGUGAUGCUGUCCACCACGCUCAUCCUCCUGGUCAAGCUGCUGCAGACGAUCUUUCGGGGCCGCGCCGCGAUUUGGAUGCAGGGACUUCUGAAUCUGGAGUUCAAGACGGUGCCCUUUGUGGCCGACUACAUCCUUAUCCUCUUCGGUGUGGGCAUCACUAUCCUCAUGCAGAGCAGCAGCAUAACCACCUCGACGCUGACGCCGCUCGUCGGAAUCGGCCUGAUCAAGCUUGACAAGAUGUUCCCGUUCACCGUCGGCGCGAACGUGGGCACCACCGUCACGGGCAUGCUGUCAGCGCUGGCGGGCUCGAACGUCGCGACCGGCAUGACGGUGGCGUUUUCGCACCUGUUCUUCAACCUCAUCGGCGCUUUGAUCUGGUUCCCGAUUCCUGCCAUGCGGGCCGUGCCGCUCACCAUGGCCAGGGCGCUGGGUAGCAUGGCCGCGGACCUGCGCUGGUUCCCCCUCGCCUACAUCUUCGCCGUCUUCGCGGCCAUUCGGGCCUGCUCCUGGGGCUGUCCCUGA